AGAUUUUAUAGACAGGAAAGAAACCCUAACAUAUAUUCCUUAUCUCUGCUCUAACUUCCACAUCCUCACUUCUUUCUCCUGCUCUAGACAUUCUCAGAUUUAAUUGUAUUAGACAUGGUUGGUUGUUGGGAGAGAACCCUUAAGCGAUUUUGAAUUAAGGAAAUGGGAAGGACGAAGCCACUGGUGUUCUUGGAUGUAUGUAUUGAUGGUUAUCCACAGAGAAGAAUGAUUUUUGAGCUUUUCACUGAUGUUGCUCCAAAAACUGCAGAAAAUUUUCGUGCACUUUGUACAGGGGAAAAAGGAAUCAGUGAUAGAACUGGCAAACCUUUACACUACAAAGGAACCCUUUUCCACCGAAUUGUCAAGGGGUCCAUGGCUCAGGCUGGAGACUUUCUCAGGCAAGAUGGGAAUCAUGGAGAAAGUAUAUAUGGCACAAAGUUCCCAGAUGAGCCACCAAAGCUGAAACAUGAUGCCCCUGGUCUCCUGUCUAUGGCAAUUGCUGACCGUGAUACACGUGGUUCUCUAUUCACACUCACCUUCGGUGCUAAUCAUAAUCUUGACAGGAAAUAUGUUGUAUUUGGCAAGCUUCUAAAAGGCCAUGAUGUGCUUAAGAAGAUUGAAAAUGUUGGAAAUGAAGAAGGGAAACCUGAUGUGAUGGUCAAGAUAAUAGAUUCUGGUGAAUUCCCCAAGGAUGUAAGGAACCUAAAUAAAUUGAAGUUGGGGAAGGUUGCUUCUACCCUCAACAAUCAUGAAACCUACCGUAAAAGAAAACAGAAAAAAUCUUACCAGGAUCGAAGAAAAAAAAAGGUGCGGUAUACAUCAGAAUCGGAUAGUUCUACUGAUAGUGAGACGGAGUCUUCAGAAUCAGAUAGCUCUACAGAUGCUGGUGAUCUCUCUUACACAUCUACUUCCACUUCAACCGAAACCAGCUCAUCAGGUGAUGACAGGCGAAGGAAAAGGAAGAGAUCUAAGAGAGAUAAGCAUAAACAUGGAAAAAGAAGGGAUCAUCGCAGUGAAAAAAGCCGCAGGAGGCGCGAUAAGAAACAAAGGCGGAGAUCAAGAAGAUCAUCAGAAAGCCUUUCUGAUAGUGAGACUGAAAAUAGUUCUGAAAACGAUGAUGGAGUUAAAGGAUUGGAUGGGAGGAAUAAAAUCCCAGGAAAGAAAUUGGAUGGAAAUCAAUCUCUUGUUGAGGAUCGGGAAGCUGUUUCUGUUCAUAAGAAGGGAGAUUCCAGUGACAUCUUUGAGAGGGAAGAAGGUGAUAUCCUCAAGGAAAACGGUGGGCAUAAAAAUAAUGAUCAGAGUCAUCAGGAUAGACAACCUGAUGUGGUGGAUGAUCAUCCAGCGAAAUCUAGGAGUCGAAGCCCUAGUCCUAGAAGAUCUAUGAGUAAAAGCAUGAGCAUAAGUCCCAGGAGUUUAAACAGAGACCCAAGUGUUGGCCCAAAACACAGUGUGAGGAGUACGAGUGCUGGCCCAAAACGGAGUCCAAGCAGGAGUGCAAGUAUCAACGAAAGCCCACAUCGCGUCCCCGAGAAGAGUACUGGCCGAGUGAGAAGUGGAAGCAGCAAGAGUCCAGCUAGAAGUAUUAGUCAAAGUCCAGUUAGAGGCAGAAGUGUAAGUGGGAGUCCAGUCAGAGCCAACUCUCGAAGAGGCAGAACCAGAAGUCCUUCAGCCUCGCCUCCUAGAAGUAUCCGCAGCCCACCUAGAAUCUCUUCAAGGAAAUCUUGGAAGUCGGCAAGUCGAAGUCCAGUUAGGUCUUCUCAGAGGAGCGUGAGCAGAAGCCCUGUUAGGCCUUCUCGGAGGAGUGCUAGCAGAAGCCCUGUUAGGCCAUCUCGGAAAAGUGUGAGCAGAAGUCCUGUUAGAUCUGAUCGGAGGAGUUUUAGCAGAAGUCCUGUUAGGUCUGCUCGAAGGAGUAUUAGUAGAAGCUCAGGUAGGGCUCCUUCUAGAAGUCCUCAUCCAAGUCUAGGUAGGGGUCCUAGUAGGAAUAAUCGCCGAAGCUACUCAAGGAGUCCUGUAAGUGCCGGUCGCAGGGGAAGGUCACCAAUCUCUGAUCAUGGUAGGAGCUCUUCUAGAAGUCCUGUUGGUGGAUCUCCCAAACGCAUAAGAAGGGGGAGAGGCUUCAGUGAGCGGUACUCUUAUGCACGUAGAUACAGGAGUCGUUCUCCUGAUCGAUCUCCAGUGAGGUCAUACCGCUAUAAUCGCAGUGACCGUGAUAGAUAUUCAAGUUACAGACGGUCCCCCAGGCGCUACAGGAGUCCACCAAGAGGAAGAACUCCUCCUAGAUACAGAAGCAGAAGAAGCAGGUCUCACAGUGUAUCACGCAGUCCAAUACGCUACCGGUCUCGCCGUGAUAGCAGGAAUCCUAUUCGUAGUCCAUCUCCUGUGGAAAGGUAUCGUGCAUCGCCACGAGCCGAGAGGCAGAGGUUGCCCUCUCAAAGCAGGAGCAGGAGCAGGAGCAGGAGCCCAUCAGAGUCAAGGUCACCUAAUGGAUCACAAUCUCCAAGGUUGAGGAACAAGGAGAAGUCAAUAUCGCCAUCCCGGAGCCCCCCUGCAAAGGGCGGCUUGGUUUCUUAUGGAGACGUGUCUGCUGAUUCAGAUUGAUAUGAACGAAAAUUGAGGGUUGGCACCUCAUCAAAUGUGUAGACAGUCUAGUCGUGUUUCUCGGUUGGUUCAUAUUACCUGGUAUCUUCUGUGAGUUGGGAUUUUAUUCAACAUUUUGUUCACUGGCCUUUCUUGGAGAUUUCUGUCUGCGUGGUGUUAGAUUAUUGUAGUAAAAUGCUAUGGCAUUGAGACACUUGCAUUGGUGAUAUGAGAAAUCUUAACCUCUGUUUUAUUUUUUA
Messenger RNA from Ipomoea nil (Japanese morning glory), 2837 nucleotides. Its product is annotated as peptidyl-prolyl cis-trans isomerase CYP95-like. The record is from RefSeq and is a predicted model, not a curated record. The transcript has 15 exons. NCBI's taxonomy places the organism in Eukaryota, Viridiplantae, Streptophyta, Magnoliopsida, Solanales, Convolvulaceae. The coding region runs from base 163 to 2598 and encodes 811 amino acids. Gene Ontology annotation, molecular function: peptidyl-prolyl cis-trans isomerase activity. Gene Ontology annotation, biological process: protein peptidyl-prolyl isomerization.